UUUUAAAUUGAAAAGUUCAUUCUUUUGGGAUUUUUUUUUUAAAUAGACAGGUUUGCUCGAUCGUUGGCGGAAAUCCGACCAGUUUUGGAUGUUCUUCGUCAUGGACGUGACCAUCUUCGAUCCUGACUUGAUUCACUCCAUUUUCAAGCACAUUUGGGCUCGACGAUUUCGCAGACGGGAGAAUAACGAUGUCACAGAUGCUGCAGAAGCCGAGGUUGUUCCUGGAACAUCUAAGAAGAACAGACCCACUUCUGCUAAUGCAAAUGCCCUGAAGCUCAGUUGUGAGCUGCUCAAGAAUUUCAUCACAGAGGCCAUGCAGCGAGCUGCUAUGAUUGCCGAAGCCGAGGGCAUGGAGAAGAUUGAACCUACACAUUUGGAGAGGAUUCUUCCCCAGCUUCUUUUGGACUUUUAAGGUAGUGAUACGAUAUCUUCAAUUUUCUUGGUCUUGAUGUGUUUUUCCUCCGUGCUAAUCUCAAGUGUGAAGUUAGGAAAUCUGAUAUCGAUAUAUUCUUGAAUUUUUUUGCUUGUUUGUUUGUUUGUUUCACCAGUUUCAUGAAUCUUAGUCUUGUACUCGUGUAAAUA
Molecule: messenger RNA, 582 nt
Organism: Tarenaya hassleriana
Lineage: Eukaryota; Viridiplantae; Streptophyta; Magnoliopsida; Brassicales; Cleomaceae
Product: centromere protein X
Exons: 6
Coding region: 89-412 (107 amino acids)
Biological process (GO): kinetochore assembly; resolution of meiotic recombination intermediates; DNA repair
Cellular component (GO): FANCM-MHF complex; Fanconi anaemia nuclear complex
Source: RefSeq, a predicted model, not a curated record